AUGCAGUCAAAAGACGAGAUCCGACAACGCAUUCAGCAAUUGACAGGUGCUAUUGAAAAGCAUCGAAAGGAUCAAACGAACAGCCACGUUCGAGGAGGAUAUAGCGGUGCACAGUAUACCAAUCGGCCAAUGUCGUUUUCACGCACCUGGACCAACAAUCACAACCGUGCCAGCACCAACAAAUCUGCUAUCUUUAAUGGCCCCAGGAAUGCCCCAGCAACGAGUCGCAAUAGUGGUAGUUACAACAAACAGUUGGUGUUGAACAAAGCAGAAGCAAGUCCACGAGCACCUCCUCAACCUACAAUACCAUCGUCUUCUUCUUCUUCACCACACAAGAAGCUCGUGCUCAACAAGACUACAACGACACCAACAACGUCCACUUUUUCAGCUACAACAACACCACCAGGAGCACCCAAACAGAUUGAGAUUGGAGGUGUCAAGUUUAUGGUCAAAGGCAAAAAGUUGAUACGACAAGAUCGACUAAAGAAUCAACCAUUACCGAGUGGAAUGGCUGCAGGGUCUCAUGUGGUUGUAGUACGUCGUAACAAAAGAACACGACCACCGGGGAGCGAUCUAGAAGCUGUCAAAAAGAUGCGAUCAACAACAGCACGUAGUCGUAAAGGCAAUAUGGUAUUUGUACGUGGACCUGAAGGAUAUGUGCGGCAAGGCCCCAAUGGAAAAUCACUUGUACUCAAGAGCAAGCGAGUGUCGAGACGAUAUUGUGGUCAUUAUACACGUUAUGGCAAAUGUCCACAGCAACCACGUUGUCCUUUUAUUCAUGAUCCAAAACGCCGAGCUAUUUGCCCUCGAUUCCUGCAAAACAAGUGUCCCAAACCAGCCAAUCUAUGUCGAUUAUCGCAUCAGCCGAUGCCCAACAUUAUCCCACAUUGUGUCCAUUUUCAACGAGGACGAUGCACCAACACCGAAUGUAUCUUUAGCCACGUACAUGUGAGACCUGAUGCACCUGUUUGCCGUGCCUUUGCUAUGGAAGGAUAUUGCAGCAAAGGGCUCGAAUGUCGUGAUAAGCACAUUCAUGUUUGUCCCGAGUUUGCAGAAACUGGAAAAUGCUCAAACGCCAAUUGUCGAUUACCUCACGUCGCACGAAGGGCUGCUACAGGUGGUAAAGGUACAGCAGGCAUCAUACGACCGGGCACUUGGGUUAGUGCUUCUUAUUGGCAUGAACAACGCAAACUUCAAGCAGACAACAAUAGCAAACGCAACGCCAAUCGGACGCUCUCUAAUAUACCCCAACCUAGCAACAGCAACAGCAACAGCAGUGAUAACAACAACACGAUCACACCGCGACCCACACGAGAAGAAGAGGAACAACAAGGAUUCGUGCGUCUCUUUGAUGACAGUGAAGAAGAUGAGGGUUGGUCACAAUACCUAUCUCAGGAUCAUGUACAAGAAGAAUCCAGCCAACUUCAUUUUAGCGACAAUGAUGAGGACGAGGAAGAUGAAGAUAGUUCAGAAGAGGAUAGUGGUAGUGAUAUGGAUGAAGACCAGGAAGAGGAAGAGGAAGAAGAAGAGGAGGAGGAGGUUGACGAGUAUGAGAUAGCAGAGGAUGAUGGGGAGUAUGUAGAAGAAGGAUAA
Lichtheimia ornata is the source of this 1593-nucleotide messenger RNA. RefSeq lists its product as uncharacterized. Lineage: Eukaryota; Fungi; Mucoromycota; Mucoromycetes; Mucorales; Lichtheimiaceae. The transcript has 3 exons. Gene Ontology annotation, molecular function: metal ion binding. Bases 1 to 1593 code for a protein of 530 amino acids. The record is from RefSeq and is a predicted model, not a curated record. Gene Ontology annotation, cellular component: nucleus.